This is a messenger RNA of Miscanthus lutarioriparius, 1851 nucleotides long. The record is from the annotation of a GenBank genome assembly. NCBI's taxonomy places the organism in Eukaryota, Viridiplantae, Streptophyta, Magnoliopsida, Poales, Poaceae.
AUGCUCCUCCGCCACCGCCACCGCCACCGCCACCACCUCUUGUCGCGCCCGCGCCGCAGUUCCCCUCUCGCCGCCCUGCGUUGCGUCGCCAUGUCCUCCUCCGCUUCCCCCUCUUCCUCCACCUCUACCUCCGCCGCGGCCGCCGAUUACCACUGCCGCACCAAGCACAGUCCCACCGCCGGCUACGCGCGCGGUCCGGGCCGCCUCGACUGGGCCAACCAGCCCAACCCCUUCCUCCGCUUCUCCCCCGCACCGCAGCUACCGCUCCCCAACCCGCCUCCGGUCGCCCCCGUCCCCUACCCUGCCCUCUUCCACUCCCCGCCCCCGGCGCCGCAGCCGCUCACCGUCGACUCCCUCUCCGCGCUGCUCUUCCACUCCCUCGCGCUCUCCGCCUGGAAGUCCGCGGGCCUCUCAACCUGGUCGCUUCGCGUCAACCCCAGCAGCGGCAACCUGCACCCCACCGAGGCCCACCUGCUCUUCUCGCAUCCGCGGGAGGCCGGCCGCCUCGCCGUCGCCCACUACGCGCCCCGCGACCACCUCCUCGAGGUCCGCGCUACCGCACCAGUAGGGGAUCGUUCCGCGAUUCUGUCUGCGCCGGGGAUAGCGGUCCUGGCGCUAUCGUCAAUCUUCUGGCGAGAGGCGUGGAAGUACGGGGAGCGGGCGCUGCGGUACUGCAAUCACGACGUGGGGCACGCGCUCGCGGCGGUGGCGGUGGCCGCGGCCACGCUGGGUUGGGACGCGCGUUUGCUAGAUGGGCUGUCGGACGAGGACCUCGGGAGGCUCGUCGGGGUGGAGAAAGGCAGCCCGGCUGCCCCUCCGGAGGGGCUGCCUGACAAAGUGGUCAAGGGUAAGGCGCCGUGGGUGGAGCGGCAGCAUCCAGAUUGUGCUGUUCUGCUAUUCCCAGCUGGGUCUGAGCCUGAGGUCGACUAUGGCAGAAUGAGUGAGGCGCUGAGGGGGUUUGAUGGGCUGGAGUGGGUGGGGAAGGCAAAUGCACUUAGUAAAGAUCAUGUGGUGUGGGAUGUGAUAUACAGAACAGCAGAGCAAGUGAAGAAGCAUGGUCCUGCCCCCGGGGAACGGUUCUUUGUGAUGCCAUGGCAGAAGAGUCCAGCCUUGUCCAAUGGACUGUAUAAGGAAUUAACAGUGCAGGAGGUAGUACGGCGGAGGAGAAGCGCGGUGGACAUGGACGGCGUGCAUGUGAUGGGAAGGGAUACAUUUUACCAGAUGCUGAUGCACUGCCUCCCAUCAGGGGAGGUUGGAUCAGGUGAGCUGCAAGGGCAGCAGAGUGCUCUGCCGUUCCGUGUAUUACCAUGGGAAGCGGAGGUGCAUGCUGCACUAUUUGUGCAUCGUAUCUCAGGGCUGCCAAGGGGGAUGUAUUUCCUGGUCAGGAAUGAGGAGCACUUUGAUGCGUUGCAGCAUGCCAUGAGGCAGGACUUUGAGUGGGUUAAGCCAGAAGGAUGCCCUGAUGGCCUCCCACUCUACAGACUGAUGAAAGGGGACUGCCAGAAGUUUACCAUGCAGGUCUCAUGCUUUCAGGAAAUUGCCUCGCAUGGGUGUUUUAGCCUUGGGAUGAUUGCUAGGUUCGAGCCUGUGUUGCAUGAGAAAGGUGAAUGGAUGUAUCCUCGUUUGUUCUGGGAGACUGGCAUUCUUGGUCAAGUGCUUUACCUCGAGGCCCAUGCUGUUGGAAUAUCUGCCACAGGAAUUGGAUGCUACUUUGAUGAUGCUGUUCACGAGGCACUUGGCUUGAAAGGUUUGGAGUUUCAAAGCUUGUACCAUUUUACAGUGGGCGCUCCUGUGCUUGACAAGAGGAUAAUGAGUCUCCCAGCUUACCCUGGUCCCGGAAUUGACGCAUGA